AUGUCUGGAAGACGUCAACGCGUUGUAGUUCAACAGCCACCUCCUGAGAUGAUGCAACAGCCAAUGGAGAGAGUUGAUGGUUCAAUGAAUCACAAUAGAAUAUUUAUAUACCCCUGCUACAUAGACAACGAAAUGACAGAGUUUCAAGGACGUAAACUUCCGAAAGAGCAAUGCGUUCAGAAUCCAUUCAUAGAGGAAAUUUCUAGGGCAAUAUUCGAGCUUGGUUUUGAAGGUAUUUACUCAAUGCAGAAAAGACAUCCAAGGAAUUUUUGGAAAUUUGGCCGAGCAGCGAUCACCUUCUAUAAGAAAGAUGAGGCUACAGGAAACCGUGUCCCAAUAUAUCCACAAUAUCCGAAACGUAAAGAUGUUUAUAGAGCAAUUGCAAAGAAAAUCGUAGAAAUACGCGCGAACUUAAGCAACAAGGAUAGACAAAUGCUUCUGCAGAGGUUGGCUAUGAAGAGAUAUUAA
This is a messenger RNA of Trichomonas vaginalis G3, 468 nucleotides long. Its product is annotated as signal recognition particle 19 kDa protein (Srp19) family. The transcript has a single exon. Gene Ontology annotation, biological process: SRP-dependent cotranslational protein targeting to membrane; SRP-dependent cotranslational protein targeting to membrane, signal sequence recognition. Bases 1 to 468 code for a protein of 155 amino acids. Lineage: Eukaryota; Parabasalia; Trichomonadida; Trichomonadidae. Gene Ontology annotation, molecular function: 7S RNA binding. Gene Ontology annotation, cellular component: signal recognition particle, endoplasmic reticulum targeting. The record is from RefSeq and is a predicted model, not a curated record.